AUGGCCUCAGGACACCGUUCUCUCCAUCAGCCCUUUUUCGGCAUUGAGGAGCUCUCCUCACAUUUAAGUUCUCCGGGCUGGGGUACUGGAUAUUUUCUUUUAAAUGUCCGAAUAUUGUGUCAAUCAACAACUAUUUCAGCAGUACCGUGA
This is a messenger RNA of Cetraspora pellucida, 150 nucleotides long. The record is from the annotation of a GenBank genome assembly. NCBI's taxonomy places the organism in Eukaryota, Fungi, Glomeromycota, Glomeromycetes, Diversisporales, Gigasporaceae.